CGUGGCUUGCCUGGAUGGGAAGUGAGUUACCACGUAAUUAAGCCUAUUGACUUACCUUUUCCACGUAAGCUCUUGUGACACUGUUUGAAAAAGAAACGCAAAAUGGACAAUACAUUACGAGAAUUUUUAGGAAAUUCCAAAGAAGGAGAACGAGUUUUUGUUGAAGGGCUGGAAAACGACAAAAAAAAGGUCUGUCGGUUGAAUGAGACAAACCAGUUGAGUUGCGUUGAACUUGGGGGUUUAGAGACCCAGUUAUUUUCAACAUUACAAUCUUUAGGGUAUAUAUGCACAUUAUCGGCGGACCCAAAUCGGCCGCCUAGCUUUGAAUGUAAAAAAUUUAUGGAUUAAACCGUCUGUUUGCAACUGUUAAGAAGAAAUGAUUCUUACAGUAUGUUUCGUCUCGUAUCUCCCAUCUCUCAGUUGGAAUUAGCAAAGUUUACGACUUAUAACUUUUCAAUCCUUACGAUUUAUUCGAUAGCAUUCGAUAAAUAAUAUGUAUGAGUGUCUUACGCC
This is a messenger RNA of Schizosaccharomyces cryophilus OY26, 513 nucleotides long. RefSeq lists its product as uncharacterized. The record is from RefSeq and is a predicted model, not a curated record. Bases 103 to 348 code for a protein of 81 amino acids. The transcript has 2 exons. NCBI's taxonomy places the organism in Eukaryota, Fungi, Ascomycota, Schizosaccharomycetes, Schizosaccharomycetales, Schizosaccharomycetaceae.